UUUAAUAAUUGAAUGUAGGAUGUUAGCUAUGGAGUAUGGGGUGCCCCAAUACGCUGAACGCAAGGGAUCACUGCUCCUCCGAUCCAACCAUUGCUCCUUUAGAAAAGGGGUCCGUAACACAAACUGGCACCAAAUGAGAGAAUCCGAACCAAAAGACUACGACAUAACCAAUCCCAAUAAUUACAAUCUUCACAAGUCAACGUAUUGCAACGGAGUCGGGCAAUACGUAUUUGAGAAACCUCCAAUAAGCGAAAUGAAAGAGCGAAUGUCGGACUUGCACAAGAAGUCAGAUUUCCAAAGAAAGGAAGUUCACAAGUUUAUGCUCGAUCAGGACGCUUUCAAACAAGUCGACUGGAAAAAGGUUCAGGAGGGGGGUAUAAUCAGACACACAUCAAAUCACAAUGUGAUGUUUCUGGGUACAACCAACAGAGAGGACUACAAACCACCAUUUGAGUACAAACCUUAUGCCAUUAAAAACGUGAGUAUAAAGCCGGAAAUGAAAUGGCGGAAGACUCACAGCGAGCUUUACGAUACGUGUGACCACCGGAGACGGGGAGUCAACACUUGGCAGGACGAAUACAGGGUCUCCAAGACUGGAGGUGGUCCUAGUACUGUCAUCAGGGGUAAACCGAUUGAGAUGCCGAGAAGUUCAGUUUUCUCAAGAUACACAAGAUUGACAAGAUAAAUAACGUCAACUAUUUAGAGACUGCAAAAGAGAUUUGCAAAGAUCAGGAAUUCUACGAUUUUAGUAGGAACAAAGAGUUUGAUUUGACGCAUUAGACGAUGAAUGAUUUCUAUAUUUAAUUGAAGAUUUGAGUAAUGAUCGGUGAAGUGUACAUUUAGGGUAGGAUUAUUAUAGAUCUUGCCAGAUUAUUAUUGUUCCCAUUUGUGAAAUUUAUAAAGUGAUUUAUACAGUUUAAGUCUUCUUGUCACUAA
Bolinopsis microptera is the source of this 936-nucleotide messenger RNA. Its product is annotated as cilia- and flagella-associated protein 95-like. The record is from RefSeq and is a predicted model, not a curated record. Gene Ontology annotation, cellular component: plasma membrane. The transcript has 6 exons. Lineage: Eukaryota; Metazoa; Ctenophora; Tentaculata; Lobata; Bolinopsidae. The coding region runs from base 20 to 685 and encodes 221 amino acids.